AUGAACUGGCUUUUAAUUCUCAUGGUUGCCGUUGUAGUUGCAAGUUCUCCAGGUGUGGAUGAAGUUAUUCGUAAUUACACAUUCAACCUUACCCAUAGUUUUGUAAAUCCAGAUGGGAAGUACAAGAGUGGGUUUCUAAUUAACGGCAUGGCUCCAGGACCAACAAUUGAGGGCGAUGAAAAUGAUUGGAUACAAGUUACUGUAAAUAACCAUCUUCCAGUAGCUAUAACGAUGCACUUUCAUGGUAUUAUGCAACGAGGAACGCCUUGGGCUGAUGGGGUUCCAGGGAUAACACAGAAUCCUAUUCCUCCAGAAGAUUGUUUUACGUAUCUUUUCCAAUUGAAAGAUCAAUAUGGAUUUGCUUGGUACCAUGCACAUCAUCGAGGGUAUCUGACCGAUGGGUUGUAUGGGGCCAUGAAUAUCAAGCCUAAAAUUGGUAGAGACCGGCCGUAUAGGAAAAUUACCAACAAUACAAGAGAAUUAGAAAUAAUUAAACGGGCUGAAGAGUCCCCAUUAACCUUGAUUGCAGAUGAUUCUUUCAAAUGGAAUAUGGAUGUUGUUAUGGCAAGAAUGUUUGACUAUGGAAUAGAUCCAUUAUGUUCUCAAAGCAUCCUUAUCAAUGGACGAGGAAGAGUUGUAUGUCAUGGUAAUGAGAUUUUCAAUAGAUUACUGGCUAAAAAGAGUUCGUCGUAUCGACCAACGUUUGAUUCUAUGGGGUGUAUGCGAGCAGAAAAUGGGUACGAUAACGCCACUGAUUAUUUUGGGUUGGAAGUCCCUGGAUAUUCGCCACCUUGUACUCCUACUUUUACAGAUCCAUAUAAAAUGGAAUCCAACAGUUCAUGGAUCUACCUUAACGUUCUUAAUGGUGGUGGACAGUAUACAAAGGCAUUCUCAAUAGAUGGGCAUUCCAUGUAUGUUAUUUCAGUUGAUGGGAUUUUCGUAGAUCCAAUUGAAACUCAUAUACUCAUGCUUCCAGUGGGUUCUCGAAUCACUGUGGUUGUUAAGGCUAAGAUGGGAGUCUUUCCUAUGAGAUUUACACUUACAAAAAGUCCACAAUAUUCGGAGGGGGUGGCUUAUUGGCAUAGUAAACCAGAACUGAAAGAAGGCACCAAUUGCGACUAUGAAGGUAGUCCUUAUCAAGGUUGUCAAGAAAAUGGCGGUUUUUCAAUAAUUCCAACAAAAUAUCAGGACCUUGAUGGUAGUCCUUUGGGAGAGUAUAAUUUUAGUUGGCCAAUAGAUACAAAACCUUUUGAAAAAAAUGCUAAAUACAAUCUAGGGAUGCGCCAAGCUGAUCAUACUUUUGACUUGUAUCUCAAUCGUACUGGAAUGAUUACAUUUAGCAUGUUUAAAGACGGAACUUUGUUGCCUAAAAUGAACAUGAAGACACCUCUUUUGCAAAGCCUAAAUGAAACUUUUGGAAAUUGGGCUUUGAGAGAUGAUAUACAUUAUAAUGAUACUGUCGAUAUCAUUUUAAAUAAUAAUAACAUGAUGGGUCAUCCUAUACAUUUGCAUGGGCAUUUGUUUUAUGUGAUUGGUUUUAGUGGAAGUGAAAAUUUCUACCAUUCCAAUUUGAAAGAGGCUAUUGAAAAUGAUUACAAAGUUAAAGAAAAUCCUCCUCUUGUUGAUGUUGUGUACGUUCCACCUGGAGGACACGCAGUGAUUCGGUUUGUUGCUGAUAAUCCUGGUUUAUGGAUACUCCAUUGUCACAAUUUAGGACAUCUAAUUGGUGGAAUGGGGGCUGUUCUAUUUGAGGCUGAAGAUAAAAUCCCUUCUCAAAUAUUUAGUGUAUAA
[Candida] anglica is the source of this 1791-nucleotide messenger RNA. The record is from the annotation of a GenBank genome assembly. Lineage: Eukaryota; Fungi; Ascomycota; Pichiomycetes; Serinales; Debaryomycetaceae.